This is a messenger RNA of Hypoxylon fragiforme, 654 nucleotides long. RefSeq lists its product as uncharacterized. The record is from RefSeq and is a predicted model, not a curated record. NCBI's taxonomy places the organism in Eukaryota, Fungi, Ascomycota, Sordariomycetes, Xylariales, Hypoxylaceae. The transcript is spliced from 2 exons. Bases 99 to 356 code for a protein of 85 amino acids.
GAAAACGAUGAACGACCGACUCCUCGCCCGAACACACGGAACUCCUUCUACCAAAACCUACAGCUCCCCGUAGACGUCUUCCCCUUCUUUUUGAAUUCAUGAAAUGCUUUUGUUUAUGUUGUGUAUGGUUUGGCAUGGUUGCGUUGCGAUACAUUACUUUUGGUUGGAAAUAUAUUUAUAUAGGGUCGCUUCUAUACCGGAAAAUCCGCGAAGUUGAGGAAAGGGGACCAAGGGGUAGGGCGGCAAAGGAAGAUUGGGGGAGGGGGGCCGGGGCGUUUUUUUGUUUGCCUUUUACACAUUUGCCUUUUACUUUGCUAAGGGUAGAAGAUGAAGAAGAAAGACGAAGUAGAAGAUGAAGAUGAUCAUGAAGAUGAUGAGGAAAGCUGGAGUAGUGGAUAGGGGAGGUUUGAGGUUGGGAGUAUAAAGGACAACCACACAAGUCCUUUCCGAAUUAGCGAAACUCCGGGCUAUACCUAUCCAUACUCCGUUGAUUAUCUACGUACUUGCUUAGCAGGUAGAUAGGUACAUAUUUAUAUAUGUGUACGGGCUUUUCGCAAAGUCAUCUACAUAAUGUUGAAUGCUGGGGAGAUUUAUAUAUAUCGACGGCAUCACGAAAGAAAGCUUGCUGCUUUACUGGUAGAUGCAUAAUACAUA